This is a messenger RNA of Annulohypoxylon maeteangense, 1805 nucleotides long. RefSeq lists its product as uncharacterized. The record is from RefSeq and is a predicted model, not a curated record. The coding region runs from base 89 to 1282 and encodes 397 amino acids. The transcript has a single exon. Lineage: Eukaryota; Fungi; Ascomycota; Sordariomycetes; Xylariales; Hypoxylaceae.
GCAUCUUCAAACUAUAACACCGCUAAUCAAUAGACUUGUUUACCUGAUUAUCUCGCAUUGUCGUGUUAUCAACGCAUUAAACAGCAAAAUGGAAUCCCUAGGUCUUCAGGAGUCUAACCUCACAAUUCCCACUACGCAUAAUCGAGUCGAGAAUUUCGAUCCGGAAGUCAUCCGAGCCGAUGCACAAGCAACUCGAAUUAUCGUCCACCAAGACUAUCCGGCUCUUGUUGAUAGGUUCCUAGCUCUCAAACGCGGGACGGCCGCGACUAGCAACGAACAAAAGCUGUUUGCUCAUCCAUUUACUUGGCAACAGCAAGUCAGAAGACUUAUUGAGAAGCGCCCCCUGUCUUUCCUCACUUCUCGUGAUACCACGCUCUUCCGCGAUGGUACUUUUCUACCAGAUGGAAGGGACUUCUGGGAUGCGAUAGGUAAGGAAGGCUCGGAUUAUUCGACAUUCCAAGAUUAUCUGUCUUACGAUGAGAUAAUGUUGGGAAGCUUAAUAGGGGUUAGCGGUCCAAGCUACUUCAUCAACGAUGGUGACCGAUACAAUAAGGGCCGACAAGGAGCCCCGGGAACGUUCGAACCCAGAGGCAUCAUCGUCGGUUUAGUUGGUCCACGCUUCGAGAGGGUAGACCAGAUGGACUCCAAUAUAAUUCUGAGUGGUGUGGCGCCUGGUCAAAUGCAUCCCUCCAUUGUGGGUGCGUUUACUGAGUGCUUCAAGUUAGAAAAGUCCCCGGAUAAGGGAUUCGAUCUUCCUAUGUACAGAGCACGCAUAAGAAUGACCCUUGAGACUCUACUUCUUGAAGCAAACAAACGUGCAAAUGAGGCAGGCCAGAAGGCGUUCGUACAUGUCGUCGGCCUUGGUUUAGGAGUCUGGAUGUGUGACACUCGUCAACCCGACUCCUAUGUUGUAGCCCUCGGCGAAACCUUGACGGCGCUGAAAGGGAAAUUGGGACAGAUAGGGACAAUCUAUGUGUCAUGGAUCAAAACAACGAAGCAAAAUCAGGACAUACUCACCAAUAUUGCCCUGGAACAAGGCAUCAAAAUCAUGUUUGGGAAACGUAGACCCGCCGAAAAGUUGACCGGCGACGAAGCUGACCAGCUGCUUGUGGUAUCUUACGCAUGGGACGGAAACUCAUUCCCAGGCAACGAAUACUGGCAUGGCAGUCUAGCUGCAAGCGGAGACCCAGCUGCGGCUUGCAUGAGCACCAUCCCCGAACUACACAAUCCGAUGGUCAACCCUGAGUUUCUGGAUCGAAUUCACGUCCACGCGGGUCAAUGAUUUUAGUAGAUAUAGAAGGAAUGGGUACCUAUACAGACCAGGAUCCAUGGACAGCUUGAUGUUCAUCUUGUCUACCCAUAAUGAUGAUAAUCCCGACCAAAAUAUACCCAGCUCGACGAAUACUUGGUAUCUAGUUAAAUCAUGCACAUGCUUCGUAAAACCCUGUGAUAUUUGCUAAACGCUUGGGAACUUAUGUCUCCCUUAUUAAUCUUAAGAUUCCCUUCCGAGGUUACGUGUGAUCUAAUAUCGCGAAUUGUAGCUUGAAAAGGACAUUCGUCGACAUGGAUUGUUAGAAGCAUGACAUAUCACAGAAAGAAUGGGGUCGAAUCAGAUCAGGAUAGAAACUCUUACUCGCCAAGUAGGCCGAAUAAAGUGUGUCGAUCGAAGUCGAGUGCAAGUGAUCGAAGAUACCAAGUAGAUAGCUAGCGCGGUAUAGUAACCUGACUGCGGUACCUCAUGGAAGGGGAUCUGCUAGUUUGCAUAUGGCUUGCCAACUUGCGUGAUAGCGGCUGGUGCAAGUUCC